Erigeron canadensis is the source of this 1166-nucleotide messenger RNA. Its product is annotated as CASP-like protein 5A1. Bases 414 to 983 code for a protein of 189 amino acids. The transcript has 3 exons. Gene Ontology annotation, cellular component: membrane. The record is from RefSeq and is a predicted model, not a curated record. NCBI's taxonomy places the organism in Eukaryota, Viridiplantae, Streptophyta, Magnoliopsida, Asterales, Asteraceae.
CAUAACAUAUACAUCCGAAAAGAAAAGGUAACAAGAAUAUACAUAUUUAAAGAUUAUUCGUACAAACAACGCCGUUAGCCACUUGUAUCCAUCACCGGCGACAAUUUAACGGUCACCAACGACUGACUAACCAUCCUCCCCCUUUCUACUUUCCCAAUUUCACCAUCACUAAUAUAUCACCACCAUUAUCACUAUUACUCUGUCUCUCUCUCUCUAUAGAUAUAUAUAUAAAUACCCCAUCAAAUUUUUACACUCAUUUCCAACUGGGUCACAAAAAGAUUCAAACUUUAACCUCAAAUCCAUUAAUCCAUCCAUAAAUAUUUCUGGGUUUUAAUUAUGAAUCGAUAAAGCUUCAUAAAAAUCAAGAAUUACUUAAUAUAAUAUAAUAUAUAUAUAUAUAAUAAUAUAUAAUAAUGAGUAAUAGAAGCAGGCCAUUUGUGCAUCCAUUUGAUAUUGAAGUUAGGAGAGAAGAAGGGGAAGAUGAAAAUGGUGGUAAUGGGGUUUUGCCUGAUGAUGUAACUGUUAUAAUGAAAGAUGUUCAAGGGAUGCCUGGAACCCCAGCUGGACUUAUUUUAAGGCUUCUGCAGUUUGCAUUUGCUGCGGUUUCGGUUUCUGUUAUGGCUGCUACUAAUGACUUCCCAUCGGUCACUGCUUUUCGGUAUCUUGUUGCAGCUCUUGGCUUGCAAUGCUUGUGGAGUUUUUCGCUUGCCAUUGUUGAUAUUUAUGCUCUUUUGGUAAAGCGAUGUUUAAGAAAUGCAAGAAUUAUCAGCUUCUUCACGAUUGGAGAUGCGAUUACAUCUACUCUUACAUUUGCUGCAGCUUGUGCGUCAGCUGGUAUAACAGUUCUCAUUAGCAGUGACUUGAACAACUGUGCACAAAACCAUUGCACCAGAUUUGAAACCUCAACGGCUAUGGCUUUUGUUACCUGGUUUUCGGUUUCACCUUCAUUUUUCUUGAAUUAUUGGUCUCUGGCAUCAAGAUGAUGCUAAAGAUAUUAGCUGAUGAUCAGCUGAUAUUUUUGACAGAUGAUAGCACUAAGAAUUGUGAAAUGCUGCACGGUUUGUGAUUUUCUUGGGCUUAUGCUUUUUAGUGGAAACACUUGUGUAAAUAGAAUUUGAGAUGAGUUUUUUGAAAUAUUGAUAUCGUUUUUCUGGUGAUUUAUGAUC